CCUCCAUCGCCUCGCCAUGUCGAGCUCGAGUUUGACGACGACGAGCAGCAUGGAGGCGGAGUCCGUCGAGGGCUUCGACACGCGCCUGUCCCUCGGGAUCGGCUGCUUCGUCGGCGCCGGGGGAAAGCCAAGCCCGCCGCCGCCGCCGAGGCCGGUGGCGCUGUUCGGCGAGCUGCUCCUGGCGCCGCCGCCGCCUGCGGCGGCGGCGAUGAUGGAGCCAUCGGGGCGUUCUUCCACGACGAUGGCUGCCGGGAAGAGAGAUCAGAGGGGGCCAGCUACGAAGCUGCUCCAGCGCAGCAGCAAGAAGGCCAGGACGGUGCCGCAUGGCGACGACGGCGACCGCCGGAGCCCCGGCGGCGGCGGCGAAGACGACGGCGGCGCGAUGAGGAAGAAGCUCCGGCUCACCCGGGAGCAGGCCACGCUUCUCGAGGACAGCUUCCGCGCGCACACCAUCCUGUCACACGCGCAGAAGCAGGAGCUGGCGGGGAGGGCGGGGCUGAGCGCGAGGCAGGUGGAGGUGUGGUUCCAGAACAGGAGGGCGAGGACGAAGCUGAAGCAGACGGAGGCCGACUGCGACCUGCUCCGCCGCUGGUGCCAGCGCCUCGCCGACGAGAACGCGCGCCUCCGCCACGAGCUCGCCGAGCUGCGCCGCUCCGCCUCCUCCUCGUCGCCGCCGGUGUCCGGCCUCGCCGCCGCCACGGCCGUCGUCUGCCCUUCCUGCGCCCACGACGACAAGCGGCGGCUCGCCUUCGCCGCCACCGCCGCCGCCGCCGCCGCCGGCGGCGACGUGGCUAACUGAUCGAGCUGGGUUCCGGCCAGCCAUCACGUACACUGUUUAUUUUUUUUCCUUCAUUUUUUUUGCUACAAUUGUUACGUAUUCUGUUUAAUUAGACACGAACAAUUAAGGCUUGCUAGUUAGCUAAAUAGUAUUAGCUACCUACCACGGACUUAAUAAUUCAUAGGAUUAGUGAAAAAUUUUGCAUUCUUAAUUAGGAUCGAGCAUGAUUAAUUUUUGCUGACCAAUAUAUGCUUCGUACAUAUAUAUGAUCCGGGGUACAUAUGUACGCAUGCAUAUAUGGUACUACAGUACAGUCACUAAGUAAUUUUUCAGGCAUUCUCUGCUUGUUUAUUGUUUCUAUCUGUUUGUCCUGCAUCCUGUGACGAACAGAUGCAUCUUCUCUGAAUUCGUUUCGAUCGGAUUGGGUUGCAAGUCUAAUGCCUAGAUGAAAUGAAAUGAAAUGUCAAAUUUUGAUCAGUUUGUAAGAUUGACAUAUGGAGUUUCAGACUGGUCAGGAAAUGACACAU
Oryza brachyantha (malo sina) is the source of this 1305-nucleotide messenger RNA. Its product is annotated as putative homeobox-leucine zipper protein HOX26. The record is from RefSeq and is a predicted model, not a curated record. NCBI's taxonomy places the organism in Eukaryota, Viridiplantae, Streptophyta, Magnoliopsida, Poales, Poaceae. Gene Ontology annotation, molecular function: DNA-binding transcription factor activity, RNA polymerase II-specific; sequence-specific DNA binding. The transcript is spliced from 2 exons. The coding region runs from base 17 to 799 and encodes 260 amino acids. Gene Ontology annotation, biological process: regulation of DNA-templated transcription.